GAGCUGAGGCGGAUGGCUGUGUGGGUGGAGCGCCAGCUCAAACAUGUCGUUGCUGGUGCUGCGUUGAUCUUUGCUGCACAAGACACUGCCACAUUCACGCUCCCUCAUCCAUAUACACGCUCGUUGCUCGGCUGGCCCAUCGAAGGAUUCUUCUGCGCCUCCUUCCUCGACAUCUUACUCCACGCGUUUACCCCGGUUACGAUUUCGAUUAGAUAGUGAGACGCACUCUCUAUUUAUCCUCCCUCCUACCUCCUCCCGAGAGUUCUCGACGCACCUCCCUUGCGCCAACGCCGCUACAACGAGCCCGUCGGGCAUACGAGGGGGCCACCAUGAAGAUCAACACCAGCUACGUGCAAAAAUGCAAGACCGUUGCACAUGUCUUCCAGAUCAUCCUCAUCUUCAUCGCGGGAUGUAUAACCAUUGCGGUGUUCACAAAGGGAGGGCAGACGGGCGGUGCGACGAAAUACUACUUUGCCUUGUGUUUUUUGACCGCGCCAGCGUUAAUAUACCUCACGAUGGUGCCUUUGUAUAGUCGGACGAAACGAUUCGCCAAUGCGUAUGCUUUUGCUGCCAUCGAUGCGUUGUAUACAAUUCUUUGGCUUGCAGCCUUUGCUGCUGUGAUGGCGUGGAAUGCCCGAGGCGUAAACGAAGGCGCAAAGAGUUUGAAGCUCAGUGACGACGCCCCAAAGAACUGCACAAUCUUCAAGUAUGGCCCGGAAGCGAAAUGCAGUCUCAGUCGAGUGACUGUGGGCUUCGGCGUAGUCAUAUUUAUCUCUUUCAUUCUGACCUCCGCCAUCUCUGGCUACUAUGCCAACAAGUACCGCAAGGAAGGUGUCAUGCCGUAUAUCUCUGCCAAGCAAGACCCGCACCACAACAGCGGCGAUAAUUCCAAGGACAACGCGUGGUCCACCGAUAUCGAGCACCACGACGGCCGCGACUCGGACGAAGAGGACCGCCGCACCGAGCACGGAGGCAACCAGCAAGAAGACGAAUACGCCUUGCUACACUCGACCGAGACAGACGAGGGCCGGCACCCCGGACGCCCGCUCAGCUGGGGCGAGGACCACAGAGUCGGCGGGCCCUACGUGGCGCCUAUUCACAGCGAGGGACACGUGCAGAUGCCGUAUGCAGCGUACAACGACGACACGGCUAGCGCACUGAGUCCUGGCGGGUAUGAAGAGUACAGGAGGGACGCGGCUCCCGCAGCCAAGAGAGACAGUUCGUUCGGCGGCACCGGGUACAGUUUCAGCGGGAGGCAAUAGAGAGAGCGGCACAUAGCAUAGGCGACGGGUGUUGAUAUUAUUCCUUGUAUAUGGAGGUGCGGUACCAUCCUGAGCCUGCAUUUGGGCGUUUGGUACAAUGGAUUCUUGGAGCAUGUCUGAGCAUUUAGCGACCUUGGAAUGGAUGCUGCAUGCAGGUAUCUGCCACUGCUUUAGAGUUUUUUUGUGCGGAUAUGUGUUCGAAUAUGGUCGAGAACUAGGAGCGUAACAGUUCGGAUGUGAAUAUUGUGCG
Messenger RNA from Paraphaeosphaeria sporulosa, 1512 nucleotides. RefSeq lists its product as uncharacterized. NCBI's taxonomy places the organism in Eukaryota, Fungi, Ascomycota, Dothideomycetes, Pleosporales, Didymosphaeriaceae. The transcript has 5 exons. The record is from RefSeq and is a predicted model, not a curated record. Bases 330 to 1262 code for a protein of 310 amino acids.